GGAGGAUUUGGGAUUUAGGGUUAGGGUUAAGUGUUUUCUCGUUUCAUGGGCGGUGUGGGAGUUUAUGGUGGUGGUUUGUGUCGGUUAUGAACGUUGACCAAUGCCAGUGGCGGAAGAAGAUGAUGGGUAGGGGAGUGGACGGAGGUUGUGGUGCUGAAGAGAAGCCUUAUCGCCCAUUUCGUAGGGCUGCGUUAGAUAAGGAGAAUGGGAACAAGGGCUUUGAGGAUAUGGGUUCGUUGGAAAUCGAUUUCUUAGCUCAAGCUAGCAAAAAUCUUUCUGAGAGGUCUCCAUAUGAUGUUCCUGAAGAUGGUUCUACUUCUGGGUUAAGUGUUCCUACUCUACCCAUUGCUUUAGCUAAUUUGCUGAAGAACCAUUCGGAUAACAAGAAACGGCAUAAGAAGUCUCAUUCUGGCGCGGAUAAGAAGAAGAAGAAGUCUUCUAGGCAAGGGGAUAAGUUGAGAAGUGGGAGUAUCUGGCUUGAACAUGAGGACUACUUUAGGCGCUUAGAUUUUCCUGAUUUAGAAACUUUGUCAGAUUUAGCAUCUCUACGAUCUUUAUCUUCUAGAAAUUGCUUUUCAAUUCCAUCUGUUGAAUACGAGUCUAUUAGUAUUCAACAGAGGGAAACCGAUGCGAGUGCCAAGAAUGAGGAUGUUGUUUGUGGAGAUGGCGUUGUUCUGCAACAAAUUAAGAACCUUCUCAGUAAAGAGAUAUCUGAAGGCACAGUAAGAAAAGAAGAGGAUGUUGUUCAGCCAAUGGGUGUUGACAAUGUGGGGAAUGGAAUCUCCUCUGGAUCUGACUAUUCUGGUAGUUUAGAAUGGGUUUUAGGUAAUAGAAAUAGGAUUUUGUUGACAUCAGAAAGGCCCUCCAAAAAGCGGAAGCUUCUUGGUGGUGAUGCAGGUUUGGGGAAAUUAAUGGUUGCGGCUCCUUGUGAAGGGAAUGCAUUGUUAUGUGAUUUUUGCUGCACUGGUGAUGCCAAGGAAUAUCAUCACCAGUUGAUUGUUUGCACUUCCUGCAAAGCUACAGUUCAUAAAAAAUGCUAUGGCCUGCUUGAAGAUUCAGAUAAAUCUUGGUUGUGCUCUUGGUGUGAGCUGGAGAAUGGUCGUAAUGAUUCUGGAAGACCAUGCUUGCUUUGUCCAAAAAAGGGUGGCAUUCUUAAACCUGUUCUCUCAAAAACUGAGAAUGGUGGGCCGGCGGAGUUUGCUCAUCUGUUUUGUUCUCUGUGGAUGCCUGAGGUGUAUAUAGAAGACUUGAAAAAAAUGGAGCCCAUCUUAAAUUUGCCUGGAAUAAAGGAAACCCGGAGGAAGUUAUUGUGUAACUUGUGCAAGGUGAAAUCUGGUGCUUGCAUUCGCUGUUGUAAUGGAACAUGCCGAACAUCUUUCCAUCCUAUAUGUGCAAGGGAGGCAGGGAAUAGGCUAGAGGUCUGGGGAAAACAUGGGUGUGAUACUGUUGAACUGCGAGCUUUCUGCUCGAAGCAUUCAGAUAUUCAAGAAUGUGGAAAGUCCGUAGAGGGAGGAGAAAGUAAUGCAGCUGAAAGUCGUUCUCCUAUAUGUCAUCUUCCAUCAGAAUCUGUUAGAGAAGGUCACCUAAGUAAUGAUGAGAUGGGAGUUGACGUAGGAACACCGGGUACAGACAAUGUAGAAUCAGGGAUGACUGGGAGAAGCAAUGAAGAUGAAAGAACUCUGUCCAAGUCUCUUAGUUUUGGAUUGAUUCUGAAAAAGUUGAUCGACCUGGGUAAAGUGGAUGUAAAGGAUGUGGCUGCAGAGAUUGGGAUUAAUCCUGAUGCUUUGAGUGCCAAACUUAAGGACGGAGACUUGUUACCUGAUUUACUAGGCAAAGUAGUUAAAUGGCUUAGCCAGCAUGCACACAUGGGUUCUUCGGAUAAAGGCAAAAAUUUAAAACCUAAAGCUAAUGGAUCAGUUUUGAAGAAAGAAGGAAGUGUGAGUUUGGCACCUGAUCAUUCUCCCGAAGAACCGAAUUCAAAAGUGCUUGAUCAGGAAGUUCAUCAUGGGAAAAGUUCAGUUCUUCCUUCUGAUGAUCAUGGAGAACAAUCAAACUCCAGUUCUUCUGGAGUCAUGCUGGAGAAUGCCUUUUCCUUGGGGCCAAAUAGUUCUCAGAAUCAUGGAAAUUUGAACUGUCCAAACCCCAUUAUCUUGGAUCUCUUCGAUCAUGAAGCAUAUCCUGGUUUCAAACCUCAUCCUUAUAUCCACAAAGAAUUGUCAGAACUGGGCAAGGGACAGACCCUGAAAAGCAGCACGGAUUCUGAUGUGGCUAGGAUGACAACCAAAUUUGAUGGCUCUGAAGAAGGAAACAAACAUCUGCAGGGUGCUGGCGAUCACUCUAUCUUUCGUAAUCACCAAAAUCAGAGUGCAGAGACAUUUCGUCAGUUAUCUAAAGCUAGGAAAUUGGGCAUAUUGGAUCUGUCUCCUGAAGAUGAAGUGGAAGGAGAACUUCUAUAUUAUCAGCUUCAGUUACUUGGCACUGCAGUUUCAAGAAAGCAACUAUCUGACAAUUUAGUCUAUGAAGUUGCUAAAAAGCUGCCUCUGGAAAUUGAUGAACAACAUGGACGAAGAUGGGAUGAUGUUCUGGUCAACAAAUAUUUCCAUGAUGUCAGGGAAGCAAGAAAGCAAGGUAGGAAAGAGAAAAGACACAAACAAGCCCAGGCUGUUCUAGCUGCUGCUACUGCUGCAGCGGCGACAUCUUCUAGGAAUACAUCGCUUAGGAAAGAUAUGUCAGAAGAACCUGCACAACAAGAGAUGAGCACUUCUAGACGUAAAGUUGCUGGCAGCUCUCACCUAGUGCCACAGACAAAGGAAACACUUUCAAAGAUGACUGUUUCUGGACCACCUUCCGAGAAGCGGUCUGAUCAUCGCACACCAGACUUUUCAGUAGAAAAUCCACGAACUUGUGACAUCUGCAGGCGCUCCGAAAAUAUAUGGAACCUGAUUGUAGUGUGCUCUAGUUGCAAGGUUGCUGUUCACAUGGAUUGCUACAAAUGUGCUAAAGAAUCUACUGGUCCCUGGUACUGUGAGCUAUGUGCGGAGUCAUCUUCAGAACCUUCUUUCAAUUUUGGGGAAAAACAGAAUUCUUCUACAGAAUGUACUCUGUGUGGUGGCACAACUGGGGCUUUUAGGAAAACUACAAAUGGGCAAUGGGUACAUGCUUUUUGUGCUGAGUGGUCCUUGGAGUCAACGUUCAGAAGGGGACAAAUAAACCCUGUGCAGGGAUUGGAGUCUCUGGCCAAGAACACGGACACUUGUUGUGUAUGCCAACGGAUAUAUGGUGCAUGCAUUAAGUGUAGUUAUGGUAACUGCCAGACGACAUUCCACCCCUCCUGUGCCAGAAGCGCGGGUUUUCAUAUGACUGGAGGUGGUAAACAUCCGCAUAAGGCGUACUGUGAGAAGCAUAGCAUAGAGCAGAAGGCAAAGGCCGAAUCUCAGAAACAUGGGGCAGAGGAGCUGAAAAGUCUCAAACAUUAUAGGGUUGAACUUGAGAGGUUACGCCUUCUGUGCGAGCGGAUAGUCAAGAGGGAGAAAUUAAAGCGAGAGUUGGCUAUUUCCUCACAUGAAAUACUUGCUGCCAAAAGGGAUCAUGCUGCACGUUCAUUACAUGCCCGCAAUCCAUUUUCUCCUCCAGAAGUAUCGUCGGACUCAGCGACAACAUCAAUAAAAGGUCAUCCUGAUAGUAAUAUAUCUGGCAGUGAAGCAAUACAGAGGUCAGAUGAUAUCACCAUUGACAGCACAGUCACUGAUAAGCGCCGAGGCAAAGGUCCCAUACUAAUGGACACGGAUCAGAAAACCGAUGACAGUGCUACUUCCAAGAGUCGGUUUUCCCGUAAGCCAACAGAAAGACAGAUCUUAUCUGGGAAAACUGUUCCCCGCAAACAUUGUAUAGUGUCACCUAGUGUUUCAGAGGAUGGAGAUAACGGGUCAAAGCCCAAGAAGCAGCAUGUAGAAACAUUUGCAAAAGAGCUGGUGAUGACAUCAGAUGAAGCUUCUUUCAAGAACCGGCGGCUUCCAAAGGGAUACUUCUAUGUUCCUGUUGAUCAUCUUCAGGAAGACAAACCGGGAAACCAGAAGCUGGCUUCAUCUGACAAGCCAGCGGACCAGAAGACAUCUUCAGGUGAUCAGUCAGGUAAAGACGACGGGUAAAAGCUGAGAACAGACAUUUUGGGCUCAUUGCUCCUACCUUAAUUAGAUACUGGCCAUGGUGGACAUUGCCUUCUGCGCCCUAACCAGGAUUCACCAACUGGCUUAAAGAAAAAAGAACAGAUGGUAUUGCUACAAAAGAGCUGUGGCUGCAACUGAGAAUCAGCUAAAAAAGCUAUUGUGAAGCUUUUGGGUACUCAAUACAAACUGUGCCUAUUG
This is a messenger RNA of Arabidopsis arenosa, 4364 nucleotides long. Lineage: Eukaryota; Viridiplantae; Streptophyta; Magnoliopsida; Brassicales; Brassicaceae. The record is from the annotation of a GenBank genome assembly.